Messenger RNA from Procambarus clarkii (red swamp crayfish), 513 nucleotides. NCBI's taxonomy places the organism in Eukaryota, Metazoa, Arthropoda, Malacostraca, Decapoda, Cambaridae. The record is from RefSeq and is a predicted model, not a curated record.
AUGAGGGUCGUUGUGGGGGAGGCAGGUGGUAUUACUCCCAGGCCCGCCACGCCCCCAAGCCACGCCCCCAAGCCACGCCACGUCCCCAAGCCACGCCACGCCCCCAAGCCACGCCACGCCCCCAAGCCACGCCACGCCCCCAAGCCACGCCACGCCCCCAAGCCACGCCACGCCCCCAAGCCACGCCACGCACCCAAGCCACGCCACGCACCCAAGCCACGCCACGCCACGCCCCCAAGCCACGCCACGCCUUCCCAAGCCACGCCACGCCACGCCCCCAAGCCACGCCCUCCCAAGCCACGCCACGCCCCCAAGCCACGCCACGCACCCAAGCCACGCCACGCCUUCCCAAGCCACGCCACGCCCCCAAAACAGUACUCAACCCUCCAAGACAGUGCAGAGAGAUUUUACAAGUACAAGCGCACAGAUCAAGCAGGAGACGAGUCCCUUUUAGAACGAAAGAAGAAUGUCUUAGAGAAUGCAGACGACUAUACAGAAGAAAGUUUAUAUUAA